Messenger RNA from Emericellopsis cladophorae, 513 nucleotides. Its product is annotated as CefM protein. The coding region runs from base 1 to 513 and encodes 170 amino acids. The record is from RefSeq and is a predicted model, not a curated record. The transcript has a single exon. Lineage: Eukaryota; Fungi; Ascomycota; Sordariomycetes; Hypocreales; Bionectriaceae.
AUGAUUGUCAGUCACAGCAGGACGUCGCGGGCUGUGGGCGGUGUGCUCUUGAACGCUGGGGCCACGUACCACAAUCGCAACUAUCCAGAACACCCAUCGCCAGCCCUUCAGCUCGGUUACGGUGCCUCCAAGCACAGGUCCAAUCGCUGGACCCAUCAGAGGUCCAAAAGUCCACGCAGCCAUGGCUCGGCCGCGCUCUUCUUGAACAAAGAGGUCGCCCACCGUCGCACCCCCGACUGUCAAUACUGCCGACGCCUCCAUUCCCGCCAACAACCUGAAGAUAAUCAGGGUCCCGAGGUUCGGGCUCGCCGCGCAGCCCACGGUGAACAAGGUGAACAGAACAUUUGUGACAUGGUAAGGGAUGAGACGGCCAUGGAGUUCGGACAUGGGUGCAACAAGAAGUGGUCCAAGGGCCAGUCCAACGUUAUACACGCUUACAAUCAAAGGGCCGAGUAUUUCACUGUCCUGAUCGAAUUCAAGCACAGCCUUGCUCACUCCUGGCGCAGCAAUUGA